GGACUUCCCUCUGCCACCCUACAAAUUCUUCUCAAUGGUACCCAAGUUCUGAUGGGAACAAGCUCUGACACUUAGAAGUGGACAAGCAAGUCCAAGUAAGUCCAAGUGGACAAGAACAGUCCAGCUGCAUUUCCCUGAAGCUGCCCUUGAACACAGGGCAAGAAGUGGCUUCUGGGUUCAUCGAGGCUUGCCCUGGAGUCCAGUUCCUGGACUCAGCAGGAGACACAGGAGUGUAAAUCAUGUUUUUCCAAGCAAACUCCCCUGUGGACCAUUUACAGACUAUCCUCACCUGUCCCCAGAGCCUCUUGAGCAGGAGAUGGCCACCCGCCAGCUCCUUGCAUCCUGACCCACUCUUCCUGAGAAAUCAGCAAGGGAGAGUUUCACAGACAAGAGGAAAUCCCUAAACAGCAUGCAGCCCAGAGAGUGGAAAGUUUUUUCUUGGGUUCGUUGUGUUUUGUUUUUUUUUUUUACCCAACUUCCCAAUGAAUGUAUUUGGCAGCUCGCUGUCCCUGUCAGCACAGGAUCCCAGCGGAAGCCAGAGCUGGGAGGGCUCUUCCUGCCCGGGGGGGAGGCCUUCCCAGGAGUGCAAGGGAUUUACUAAUCGCCACCUUUCACUCCCUCAUCCCUCUCUGUGUCCCACUGAAGGCCAUGUGCAGAGGCAAGCUGCAGACAGGUUUGCUGGUGGCUGGCUACUUUGUGUACCUGCUGGUGGGUGCCGCGGUGUUCCAGGCACUGGAGAGGACCGCGGAGAAGCAGGAGAAAAUGGCAGCUGCCCAGAUGAAGGAGGCUUUUCUGCAGAGCUUCAGGCAGCUCACGGUGGUGGAGAUGGAGCAGUUCAUGAAGAACCUGACUGAAGCCAUUCAAAAUGGAGUAUACCCUGUUGGAAAUGAAUCACGGUUUGAAGAGAGCAACUGGGAUUUCAGUAACUCCUUCUUCUUUGCAGGCACAGUUGUCUCCACAAUAGGCUAUGGCACGUUACAUCCUAGAACUGUUGGGGGACAGAUCUUCUGUGUGUUUUUUGCUCUGUUUGGAAUCCCUCUCAACAUUGUUUUUCUGCACCGUGUUGGUAAGAUGCUCUCACUGCUGUGUAAAAAGCUGGGGAAAUUCCUGUACGAGAAAGGAAUGAGAAAGAAGAAGAUCAAAUUUCUGACCCUUUUGUUCUUCCUGGCAACGGGGAUCCUAGUUUUUCUGUGCUUGCCAUCAGUCUUCUUCCAGAUAACAGAGGGCUGGUCCUACAGCGAAGGAAUUUACUUUGCAUUUAUCACCCUCAGCACCAUUGGCUUUGGAGAUUAUGUAGUAGGCAAACAGUCUGGCAGGAAUUACUUUUCCUACUAUCGAGUGCUGGUGGCCAUUUGGAUUCUUUUUGGCCUUGCCUGGAUUGCUCUGCUGUUUAAUUUAUUGACAACGGUACUAGAAGAUACUGAAAAAAUAAUUGUCAAGGAUCUCCAGCAAAUUGGAAAGGUGAGUAAGGACAAUGGAGCAAGCCAACAAAGAAGAUGCUGGCCUGUUCAGUUCAUUCCAGAAGAAGAACUACCACCACCACGUGCUGGAGGGGAUGCACAGAAAAUGGAGUCAUUAACAGCAGAUUCUGAACACACAAAAAAUGAAAAAAAAUAGUUCUCUAAUAGAAAAACUAUUGCCAUAACAUAUAAGAGUUGAAUUCUUCAUCAGAGAGUUGAUAGUUAUUCUAAAGAAAAUCCCGUGGAAAUAAAAUUUUUCCUACCUUUUGCUGAGAUAUGACCUUUUAGAACUCAAGACUCAAAGUUGCACAAAGCCUGAAUAUUAAUGGUAAGAAAUUUGCUCCUCAAUUUGCAGCUGGGUUGUGGUAACAACCUGAGAAGUGCACUUGCUUUGCAAUGUGUUUUUAAGGUGCUUUCACAAAAAUGCAGAGGAGGGGCACGGUGGAGCUUGUUGGCUCUGUUUGGAUUUUGCUGCUUGCAAAAAAUCAUAUUUCUUCCAGGAACUGACAUGCACAAGCUUUUCUGAGGCAUUGCAUAGCACUUUUGGAAGAAGAAAUAAGGAUAUAUAUGAGAAAUAAAUAACUGAAUAGAUGCCUGAUUUGAGCCAUCAUAUUGGAUAAAGUGUUGUGGUCUGAAAGAUGUGUUUAAAUGGCAAGACCUGGGCUCAGUUCAGAGACAUCAGAAACAUCUAAUGGACAGGGUUAUGAAACGGUUAGCAUGUUAGAAAUGAUUCAUUCUACCUCUUCCUGUUUUAUACUAAGUUGAAUAAAGGCAAUUUUACCUUUUAUC
Messenger RNA from Lepidothrix coronata (blue-crowned manakin), 2249 nucleotides. Its product is annotated as potassium channel subfamily K member 16-like. Lineage: Eukaryota; Metazoa; Chordata; Aves; Passeriformes; Pipridae. Gene Ontology annotation, cellular component: membrane. Gene Ontology annotation, biological process: potassium ion transmembrane transport; stabilization of membrane potential. The transcript has 5 exons. Gene Ontology annotation, molecular function: potassium ion leak channel activity. The record is from RefSeq and is a predicted model, not a curated record. The coding region runs from base 487 to 1617 and encodes 376 amino acids.